Molecule: messenger RNA, 1051 nt
Organism: Labrus mixtus (cuckoo wrasse)
Lineage: Eukaryota; Metazoa; Chordata; Actinopteri; Labriformes; Labridae
Gene: haus2
Product: HAUS augmin like complex subunit 2
Exons: 7
Coding region: 112-729 (205 amino acids)
Biological process (GO): microtubule nucleation; centrosome cycle; spindle assembly
Cellular component (GO): centrosome; HAUS complex; mitotic spindle microtubule
Source: RefSeq, a predicted model, not a curated record
GGAAACCCAACAAAGAAGAAGAAGAAGAAGAAGAGGAAGAGGAAGAGGAAGUUAUUCGGCGGGUGAAUUUGGAUUUGUUGUUGUUAAGUUGGAGACGUCGUUGAGUUGACGAUGAUUCAGAGGGAUUUGUCUCUGUUCUCGGUGACCCCGGCUGCAGGUCUGCUGUCCAGGUGUGUUUCUAGAGGAACUUUAUCUCAGGAGGAGAUAGACUCUGCCUCCACACAGCUAAGCCCCGCCUUCUCUUCCAACCUGCAUGAGGCUGAACAGCGAAUCAGAAUACAGAGACAGCUGGACGAGCUGCGGCUCGAGGCGGAGCUUCUGCAGACGGAGAAGAGGAGUGCUGACGUGACACACAGCUUCCACCUGACUCGCAGGUUCCACAUGUUGCAGGUAUUCUGUGGUCACCUGCAGGACGUUCUGAAGGACCAGAACAGUCUAAGACAGAGACUGAUGAGGCCGCUGGCUCGCACCAACCUGCCUGUCCAGGCUCACCUGCACAGGUUUGUCGUGGACUUGGUGUCGAUGCUGCUGGACUUUGUUAACACGCUGGAGGAGAAACUGAAUUCGGUCAGCUCCAGUCCAACCGCUAGAGACCACCUGGAUCAGCUGAACUCCUCCAUCGCCCAGUUACUGGCUCACGCCGCAGAGAUGGAUGGUUUGUCCAAUCAGGUUCUCCGUUGGAAGCAGGUCCACAGCAGGAGCAGCAUGCUGAGUGAAAGCUCUGUGUGAUGUCCCCUCCUCUCCUCUCCACUCUUCACCUCCUCCUCCCCACUCUUCACCUCCUCCUCCCCACUCUUCACCUCCUCCUCCCCACUCUUCACCUCCUCCUCUCCACUCUUCACCUCCUCCUCCCCACUCUGCACCUCCUCCUCCUCCCCACUCUUCACCUCCUCCUCUUCCUCCUCCUGCUCCUCUUCCUCCUUUAGUGGGAGGAAAUCAUCUAUGUGGAUACAGAAUCUUUAGUUUUGUCUGCAGUUAGUUAUGAUCCAAUAAGUUCUGCGUUAUAUAUAAUUAUAUCUAUGUAUAAUAAAUAUAUUAUUAUUAUUAAUAA